AUGCAACGAUUCAUUAAACCACCACCACAGCAACUAAAGAUGACUCUUGUUCAGCGACGCAUGUAUUCAAAUCGACCAUUAAUUCAACUUUUGAUGCGUAUGACACCUACUCAACGGCGUAUCGCUUUAUUUGGUACAGGUAUUGCUGCGACCCUUGUGCUAGGCCCAUUUCUGCUGGUAGGUCUUGGUGGAAUAGCAGCAGUAGGCGCUUUUCAAUUCUGGAAGCUCAAGAGACAACUCAAUCAAGCAGCAAUACAGCAACAACCCCUGUCAGUCUGGUCAGACCUCUUUGCAAACUAUUACAAUGUUCCUUUGUCAAGAAACAGCGUAUUGCAGGAAGAAGCUCUGAAAAGAGUCGAAGAUUGGGCACAGACCGAUCAUGGUCGAUCGACUCUGAUGGAUCAUGGUAUCCGACCUGACGAUUUGACCAGUCGUGCUUAUUUACGAGGUACCUCAUCCACAUCCAUCAUGGUCCAAGGUAUUACACAACAGCGGAUAAAACUCGAAUUUGAUUUACGCGAUUGUAUCUUAUUGGUUUUUGCUGAUCAGGAUUCAAGUAUUAAGGAUGUCCAACUGGUCAAUCGAGUAGGACAUGCAUUGCAUAUACCACUGACAGUGCAACAACAAAGAACAGGAAGGGUUAUUGAAGGUGAAUUUCAUGAUAUAAAAUAA
This is a messenger RNA of Rhizopus microsporus ATCC 52813, 672 nucleotides long. RefSeq lists its product as uncharacterized. The transcript has a single exon. NCBI's taxonomy places the organism in Eukaryota, Fungi, Mucoromycota, Mucoromycetes, Mucorales, Rhizopodaceae. The coding region runs from base 1 to 672 and encodes 223 amino acids. The record is from RefSeq and is a predicted model, not a curated record.